Salvelinus namaycush (lake trout) is the source of this 1505-nucleotide messenger RNA. RefSeq names its product peroxisomal biogenesis factor 19-like. The record is from RefSeq and is a predicted model, not a curated record. The coding region runs from base 35 to 925 and encodes 296 amino acids. Gene Ontology annotation, cellular component: peroxisomal membrane; peroxisome. Lineage: Eukaryota; Metazoa; Chordata; Actinopteri; Salmoniformes; Salmonidae. Gene Ontology annotation, biological process: protein import into peroxisome membrane. The transcript has 8 exons.
CUGCGUCUACAGUAAAUUUGUUUGGAGAGAGAAAAUGGCGUCAGAAUCAGCGGAAACGUUAGCCGAACAAGACACAGAACUGGACGAGUUAUUGGACAGUGCACUCGAUGACUUUGAAAAGACAAACCCGGCCCCCCCAGCCCCAGUUCCUGCUGCUGCCGCGGCUCCCCCGUCAGCCAAGGGCAGUGAGGAGAAACCCCCUCUACUGGAAGACAGUCAGUUCUUUGAGGCUCUGUUUGAAGGGGAGAUGGCCUCUCAGGCGAAGGAGGAGUGGGAGAAAGCCAUGACUGAACUCGCACAGGAAGAACCUGAGCUGCUGCAACACUUUCACAAAUUGUCAGAGGCAGCAGGGAAAGUUGGUACUGAUGUAGCCUCCCAACAGGAAUUCACUUCCUGUCUCAAAGAUACCCUCAGUGGAUUGGCGAAAAAUGCAGACAACUUACAGAGUGCAGGUUUGGCUGGAGAGGAUCUAGCAAAGACUCUGGAAGGGCUGGGAUUGGAUGAGGGUGGACAGGGGGGCGGGGAAGAUGGAAACAUCUUGCCGAUUAUGCAGUCCAUCAUGCAGAAUCUACUCUCCAAGGAAGUGCUCUACCCAUCUCUCAAAGAGAUCACUGAGAAGUAUCCUGAGUGGCUGAACAGCAAUCGUCAGUUCCUCCCGCCAGAUCAGUUCCAGCGCUACGAACAGCAGCACAAGGUCAUGGGAGAGAUCUGCAGCCAGUUUGAGAAGGAGGGAGAGCGAAGUGGAAGGGAUGGGGAGAAUCGCUUUGAGAGCAUUCUGGAACUCAUGCAGCAGCUACAAGACCUGGGCCAACCACCCAAAGAGCUGGCUGGUGAAUCGCCACCUGGCCUGAACUUUGACCUGGAAUCCCUGAAUCUCCCAGGAGCCUCUGGGGCUGGAGCAGCAGAGCAGUGCUCAGUCAUGUGAUGUCAGAGCAGCCAGAUCAAUGGAUGCACAGGCUAGGAGCUGUGUGCGAGGGGGGGAUGAUGAGAGAGGACGAUCGAUCACAAGACAAGGAGGAGAACGAGACUGUUUGCACUGCUCACCUCGCAACAGAUGUUUCUGUGUCUAAAUAGAAGGCACAGUCAAGGGUGGCACAACAAACCAAUGUUACCACCCUUCGGUAACUCACUGAGCAUCACUUCACUGAUUUUAAAUUAAUUGCUUUGGUUUUUCAUAAGCUCUUCCAAGUCAUUCAUAGUACAGGUAGUAGCAUACCCACACACACAGCUCAACUGACUAGCACUUGACUUAUGAGUCUGUUUUUACACUCACCAUUGUUUAGCCUCAUGGUAGAACUGGUUGAACUGCCCUAUUGGUUAAAAUGGUGCCUUGCAUUAUUGUUAGAAACCUUACAGCAAGGAUAAUAGGAUUCUCUGUUGUGAGUUGCUGAGUGAUGAUUGAGUUGUUUCAUAGCUGCAGUAUCAUCAUGGGGCUGCGUGCCCAACAAAGGGUGUUGAGUCAGCGUCACAGUUCCACUCAUCAAUAAAGUAACACCAACACCCAA